Drosophila persimilis is the source of this 345-nucleotide messenger RNA. RefSeq names its product protein BFR2. The record is from RefSeq and is a predicted model, not a curated record. The transcript is spliced from 2 exons. The coding region runs from base 7 to 345 and encodes 112 amino acids. NCBI's taxonomy places the organism in Eukaryota, Metazoa, Arthropoda, Insecta, Diptera, Drosophilidae.
CUAAUCAUGCAGUCCAACAAAGUUCUCUUCCUUGUCUUUGGUGUCCUGGCCCUGGUCAUAGCCGCCAGCCUAUCCUCUGAGGCUGUGGAGCAGGAUAGCGAAGGUAUCAGUGAUCGUCGCUAUCGUUGGGCUUCGGAAGAGGACAACUCCGAGGACUCGGAAGACUCAGCUGAUGCCGAGGACGAUGAAGAUCAGGGAGAUCAGGAUGAUCAGGGUAACAAUUCUGAUGAGGAUGAUCAGGGUAACAAUUCUGAUGAAGAUGGCGAGUGGGAAGAGGAGAUUAUCGAAUACGUACCAGCCGGAGAGUCCUGGGAAGAUCUGGAGAAUGGAUCUGAUGAAGCUUAA